Messenger RNA from Exaiptasia diaphana, 8203 nucleotides. Its product is annotated as neurofibromin. Lineage: Eukaryota; Metazoa; Cnidaria; Anthozoa; Actiniaria; Aiptasiidae. The transcript is spliced from 73 exons. The record is from RefSeq and is a predicted model, not a curated record. The coding region runs from base 96 to 7910 and encodes 2604 amino acids. Gene Ontology annotation, biological process: regulation of GTPase activity.
UGGUAGCGUCGAAGUUCUUUCGCACUUUAGGUAUUACCAAGCCUAAAUCAUAAUGUUAUUAGUAUAAAUUAACGCUAGAAAUGUAGACAAUAAYCAUGCCACGAGAUACCAAACCAGAAGAGUGGGUUGUCCUGGUUCUAAGGCGCUUUCAACAACAGUUGCCCUUAGAAGGAUCCUUGGGUAAAAAAGGAAAUGACAGCCAAGAGCAGAUCAGUGGAUGUCUAGUUAAUAUCAGUGACCAUAAGUUCAUUAURGUUGUUUCUGGAUUGGCUAGGAUGGUCAAAGAACCACAAUUCCUUAUGGCAAUGAACUCAGAUAGAAUACAGCUAGCAGCUGAGUCUAAUGUUGUUAUUAUGAAAACAUUGGUYAAAUGUUUUGAGAAGAACCCUCAGCAAUGUGCCGCUCUGCCAGAUGAUGUCCUGCUAAAAGUCCUUUUACCAAGUGUUUGUCAGUUCAUUACUCAAASCAGCAUUGGGAUACCUUUUGAAAUAGAACAAAGAGAACAAGCUGCCAAGAUAUUGUCUCAUAUUAGUAAUUACCACUUUUCUGUCUUGUUUAAUCGUAUUGCAAUAAGACUUCAUUUGUUGGCUAGCUCUGAUGACAAUUCUGAUGUUGGUGAUCUUGAGUUGAUCCAACAUUUGAAUGUCAAUAAAUCAUCACUGAAAAUUCUUCUUCAAGAGGGAAUCAAAGUGUUUAAGAAUCUUAAGAAACCUGGUCAACUUGCUUUUGUAGCAGGACUUGAUAAGGCAAUCUGGAAUUGGGUAGAGAAUAGUCCAUCAGAGUUUGCUGAGCUUCAGAGACAGCCGUGUAAAGAUCUCUCAGAUUAUGCAGAAAGAUUAUUUGAUUUAGUUGAUAACUUUGCUCAGGAGAGCUGGAGACGGAAAGCAGCAGUUUGGCCAUUACAAAUUAUGUUGCUUAUAUUAUGCCCAACACUGUUACAACAAAUAACAACCAAUAAUGGAUUAAAGGACAGCCAAAAAUCUAACAAGAAAGAGUUUCUGGACAAUUUGAAGAAGGCCUUGUCAAGUACCAAGACACUUAGUGAGAGUGCUGCCGUCUCCUCUGUUAAAUUAUGCAAAGCAGCAAGUUACAUGAAACCUGAGGACAAYUCUGUUCUUUGCUUUCUUGUAUUAACAAUUUUAAAUGAACUAAAGGCUCUGUUGUUUAAUAUGAACCGACCCUUCUGUCUUGCAUCUGGCUCUUUGACUUCCACUGAAGACCUGAUGAUUGAUUGUUUUGUAUCAAGUUUUCGAAAUAAUUACAGGAACAGUCAGACUUUUGAUGCAUGUCUUGCUACAACCUCACCUGUYAUCUUUAACUUUGUCUACAUUAAAAGUGUUUUCUUGAUAGUUACUGAGCCUCCUCUUGCWUGGUGGGCCAAAGCAGACGUAUUGUAUCCUAAAGCACAACAGAUUCGAGGAAUAUUUUUGCAUGUUUUGAACAAGUUAAAAAAUGCAGAGCAAGAAGCACAGCAGUCUAGAUUGAGUCAGAUCUAUAAAGUUAAAGAUAUCCACAAGAGUAAACAUAAAGAGGAUGACAUGCCUGCAGGGCGGAGAGACAAAGAACUCUUACUUUGUUUAGUUAGGCUGUUCCAUGCAGAUCCAGUAUUCGCGUUUCAUAAUCCAAACACUCCCGGMUGGGAUAUUCAGAAAAGUUCAUCGCAAAUCAUCAUGGGACUAGUAAACCUUGUCAUUAGCACUUCAGUGACGUCAGACAUUAACGAAGAGGCAGCUAAGACGCUUCAUUGUUUCUUCCAAGCUGACAAUGUUGAUAUGUGGAAUCCUGUUGCAUCGAUAGCUACAUUCUGGGAAAUAAGUUCCAAUGUGUUUGUAGCAAUCUCAGAUGUACUCAUUAACCAUUCUCCAAAGAGUACUCAGUUACUUAAGUUUUUGAAAGAACUUAUUCGCUGCAAGAACGAGUUUUUAAGUAAGCAUAAGGAACAAGCAUCCACUGGAUGUCAUAUCCCAGUAUGUUCGUUAGCACACAAUAAACUAGAGGAAGUUUUUCUUACGUAUUUAUGGAGCUCCGAUAUCGAUGCGGCAAUGAUUGCUUUGUCGAGUUUUGGUCAUCUUUGUGAAGAGGUUGAUAUCUUACAAAGCAACGAAAACAUCUCCGAACUUCAAACAUCAUCGAAUCUCAUUGUCAUGAGUGAACUUGCUGCUGAGGCUACUCGAUUCACUGCUGGUCGCGCAGCAUUGCAGAAAAAGAUCAUGGCUUUAUUAAGACAACUAGAUCGACAGACACCAGGGAAUGUACAGGCAUGGGAGAAUACGUACAUACGAUGGCAAAAAAUGACUUAUAGUCUYGUUAACUAUGGUAAAGACGACAGUGCUGGCGGAAUGGCUGCUCAAUACCUKCACUCUGUACGCAAGAGAGCUGGAUCCAGCCUACCACGAUCACUACCMUCAGCUGAUAUGGAAAGCUCAUUGAAUGAAUGGACGUACAUGACUGGUUUCUUGUGCUCCCUUGGUGUAGUGUGUUUAACGACUUAUCAAACACUAAGGCGUUAUAGUCGUGCUCUACCUUUGGCCAUCCAGAGCAAUACUGAAGGGAAUACUAAAAAGGAUUCCAAUGUUGCAAGAUUUCUGAAAGAGUUGCUUAGUUUAUUGGUUUGCAGUAAUGAGAAACUGGGUGUACAGAUUCGAAAAACUGUCAACGAGCUGAUUGGAUAUCAACUUAGCUCAACGUUGUAUCCCAUUUUAUUUGAAGAAAUCAAGAAUGUUUUGAAGACGUUUUUUAGCACUGCUGGUCAGGUCGUUGUACAAGACACUAAUACUCUGUUUGUUGAACAGGUGAUCAUUAUUAUGAAGCACAUCCUUGACAAUAAAGAACAGAUGGAAACUUUCCAACCAGGAAAUGUGGAGGCAAUGAUAUUAACCCUAGUCAGAUAUGUUCGUAAUUUACCGUUAAGUGUACAGUCACUGCGGAUAAAAACCAAAAUAUGUAUUCUAGUUGAUAUGGUGAUGAGGAGAAGAGAAGAACUGCUCUUUCACCAAGAAAUGAAAUUUCGAAACAAAGUAGUGGAAUACUUGACGGACUGGGUUUUAUUAUCUGAUGAUAAACGACACCAUUUACCACUGGAACUAACCGUCCUGUCAAAUGAACUGGAUGCUGCUGUUAUGAAAGCUAUUGCCUCACUACUUGCUAGUCUCCCCUUGCAACCAGAAGACAUAGAGACAGACAUCGUGGAAGCCAAGUCACAGCUUUUCCUCAAGUAUUUCACAUUGUUUAUGAAUCUUAUGAGUCACUGCAAAGGACAGUACAGUGCCGACGCAGAAGGUCGAGAAACCAGUCUCUCUGCUUCUCAGUCACUUCAUCAAAACACCAUUCUUGCAAUGUCGAAUUUACUCAACGCUAACAUUGACACUGGACUCAUGUAUGCUAUCGGACUGGGUUAUCACGAGGAUCUCCAAACAAGAGCUGUUUUUAUGGAAGUAUUGACGAAGAUCUUACAGCAGGGUACAGAGUUUGACAAUCUUGCAGACACUGUCUUGAUGGAUCGGUUCGAUAAACUUGUCCAGCUAGUGACAUUGACGACUGAGAAAGGACAAUUACCAAUAGCUAUGGCACUGGCAAAUGUYGUACCAUCACAACAACUUGAUGAGCUGGCUCAAGUUCUCGUCACAUUAUUCGAUGACAAACACAUGUUAUCUCUUUUACUCAAGAAUGUAUUUUAUGCAGAAGUCCGUAAUGCAGAAUCCAUGCAGAUUCUAUUCCGCGGUAACAGUCUUGCCAGUAAAGUUAUCACAUUUUGCUUCAAAAGCUACGGCACCAAUUACCUGCACUCCUUACUAGGAYCUCUUAUUGUAAAAAUGUACAAAGAACAAGUCAACUAUGAAGUUGAUCCUGCUAGAAUUUCAAAAGACGAAAACUUAGAAGAAAAUCAAAAUAAUUUAAUUCGACUUGCUCAAGAAUUUGUAAACAAAAUCACAUCAUCAGCAAACAGUUUGCCAAUGACGCUACGCGACUUGUGUUGUGUGCUUAGAAAGGUAGUUGUACAAAGAUUUCCCAAAAGCAGUCUUGCAUCAGUUGGAAGUGCAAUAUUCUUGCGUUUCAUCAACCCUGCAAUAAUCUCUCCGCACUUAUUUGGAUUAACAGACGARCCACCAAAUGAUAGAUUGCGAAGAGGUCUGAUGAUGUUAUCAAAGAUUUUACAGAAUCUAGGAAACUUUGUUCUGUACAUGAAGGAAAAGUUUAUGGAACCAUUUAAUGGUUUUCUAGAAGCCAACUUUGAGAAAACAAAACGAUUCUUCGAAAAAAUAUCUGCUGAGAUUCCCACCAAAGCAAGUGAUGAGACCAGCACGUAUUCAUUUCUUAGUGAUAACAGUGUACUCAGCUUACAUAGAUUAUUAUGGGAUAAUCAAGAGAAGAUUGGCACACACCUGUCUGCGAGGAGAGAGUAYAAAACKUUUGGAAGAAGACCYUUCGAGAAGAUGUCAACAUUACUUGCUCAAGUUGGGCCUCCUGAGCARCAGAACUUGGUGUUUGAUCGCAAGUGGCCUGCUGGAUCAAGGUUUGAAGAGUUCAUGGCAAGGCACGCAGAAAAUAGCCAAGAUGACUUGCAUAGUAUCAGAUCACAAAAUGUCUUUUAUCAGGCUGGCAAAUCGAAAGCAGGCAACCAAGUGUUCUGUUUUAUUGCAAGGCGAUUCAGACCUGACCAAAUGAAUGACGAGUUGCUUAUCUACCAUAUACUUUUACUUCUUGAACCAUUUACUGAAAAACCCUGGGAACUAGUUGCUGAUUUUACACAUACAACACUCGAAAACAGAUUUAAGCCUACAACGAUCGUUAAGUUCUUGACUGUGGUUCCUAAGAGUACGUUGACCAAUCUUAUGUCAGUAUACAUGUACAACUGUAGCUCAUCAUUACGUCUGUCAACAAGAAGUAAUGUACAAAUAAAGGUUGGUCCGAUGUCGGUACAGAUUACGACACCUGAGAGACAUAAGGUUUUAGGAUAUUCUACCGUACUCAAUGAUGUGUACUAUGCAUCCGAAGUCAAAGAGGCUGUUGUAGAAGAUGAACAAACCAUUAUAUUAAAGUUUGUUAACGGGGGACCAGGAAUUCUUCUUGCAAGCAACGAAUGUCAUCAAAUAGAAGAAGCAGUUAUGCAUGUCAAGACGAGAUGGCAACUUUCACAACCGGAUGCAGCCACUUCAUCAAGUAAGAAAAUCAAGCCAAAAGAUGUACCRGGGACUCUUCUUAACAUGGCUCUACUGAACCUUGGUUCGAGAGACUCAAGUCUUCGUCUUGCGGCUUAUAACUURCUGUGUGCAGUAACAAAGGCGUUUAAUCUAAAGAUUGAAGAAAGACUUCUUGAAGGCACAGGUUUGUGCAUCCCAGCCAAUAACACCAUCUUCAUUGUCAGUAUAAGUGAGAAGCUGGCUGCCAGGGAGCCCAAGCUAACUUUAGAGUUUUUGGAGGAGUGCAUCAAUGGAUUCAUGAAAUCGAACACAGARCUAAAGCACUUAUGUCUUGAGUACAUGGCACCGUGGCUGCCUAAUUUAACACGGUUUCUCAAAUUCCCCUCUAAAGAUGCACAGCGCAUAAAGAUGAACAAUAUCUUGGAUUCACUUAUCAAUAUAACUGUUACCGAACAAGGGGCAAUGAAUCCGUCAGUACAAGCAAACAUUUGGGGAAUGAUUGGUAAAGUAACRGAGUUACUGGACACUGUUCUUGAUAGUUUUCUAAAGGCUAGUGCCUCUGGUGGUUUGGGUUCUAAUAAGGCAGAGGUUUUGGCUGAUACUGCUGCAGCCUUAGCAUCAGCCAAUGUUCAGGUUGUCUCGAGUAAAGUCAUUGGCAGAUUAUACACGCUCGUCAGCAAGACGUUUAUCUCUCCAACACUACGACUGGAGCAGCAUCUAAUGUGGGACGACAUUGCUAUUCUUACAAGAUAUCUUCUUAUGCUUUCGUUUAACGACUGCCUGGACGUGGCAAGUCAUAUCCCGUCUCUAUUCCAUCUGAUUACUCUUCUUAUAUCAACUGGUCCACCUACAAUACGUGCGUCAAUCCAUGGUCUGGUUAUCAAUAUUAUUCAUUCUCUGUGUACAUGUACAUAUAUYAAGUUCAGUGAUGAUACUCAAACACUUCUUCGCGUUAAGCUUGCAGAACUAUCAUCGCCAAAGUUCUAUCUCUUGUUUGGUAUUUCUAAAAUCAAGUCUGCGGCAGCCAAGGCCUUCAAAACCUCUCAGCGUGGCCAGCGGUUUUAUCUACGAGAAACAGAGGGGGAGGUGAUGACGAUGAUGUCAGUAGAGACCGUCACCGAUGCACUACUGGAAAUCAUGGAGACGUGCAUGAAGGACAUACCAGACUGUACAUGGCUACAAAAAUGGACAGAACUYGCUACGGAAUUCGCGUUUCAGUUUAAUCCUGCCCUUCAGCCAAGGAAUAUUGUUGUAUUGGGUUGUAUUAGUAAGGAGGCCGGCGAUUUCAUGGUACAGCGGCUUCUACAUGUCUUGAUUGUGGCGCUCAGUAAUUACACCGAUCUAGUACUCAUCGAAUCGUCAGUCAUGUGUCUUACUAGAAUCCAGGGAAUCUUAGGAAAGGAGUCAAAAUUCCACAAGGCAUUUUUUUGGAUCGCAGUAGCAGUAUUGCAGCUUUCAGAGUUGACAUUAUACCCAUGUGGCCUUACGCUGCUGGAACACAGUCUUCUCACACUGGAUUCUCAUGGGAUGUUUGAAUCGCAAGCUGUACAAGAAGUACUCAUGGAAGUCAGGAGGGAACCUUCUCUUGAGUUUCACUGCAAACAAAUGGAUCAUUUUGUUGGUGUUAGUUUYUAUGGGAACUUCCAUUUYGCUCUCAUGGCGCACUUGGUUAAAGGUGUUUACCAUCCACAAGCAACAACAUCAGCAAGAGCYAUUCGUAUCUUAAACUUGAUGUUGGAUAUCACAAGUAAACACAAGCAAAGUCGGAAUAAGUUUGCAGUAACGAAAGAAAAUCUAGCGUAUUUAGGAGCCUUAAUACCUGUAUCAGAAGACAUACGAAGUCGUCUUAAGCCAGGAGCUACAGUGAGUACACCAGACCCCUGUCCCCUUGGGGGAUCCUCUAUWAAGAGCGAUAGCAGUAAUGGUGGAUCGUCAUUGUCGAUGGACAGCCGUGUCUCGAUCGUUAUUACAACGUCUCAGUCACCCCAGAUCGAUGAUGUCCCUCCCGAGGGGCAUGCUUUUGAAUGGCCUAACGAAUGUCAGCAUCUACUGCUUGAUCCUGGUGUGGUAAACGACAACAAAACACAAGCGUUAUUACUAACUACACUGGUGAUGCUGCUGGAACACACGACUGGUGAUUUAGAAGUUAGUUAUCUUUAUCAAUUGUUAGCUGAAGCAAGUCUGAUGUAUCCCAAUGUAUUCCCUGUCAUCUACUACCACCUCGACGGCCAUAUUGGAACCGUUCUUGGUCACUCCGAUGACGUCGAUACGUURCAAGCAGUUCAAACAAUCAUUCAUUCAGUCACGGCGACCAGACCAACCGAGGACAUUCUCCGACAUAACUUUUUGGCUUCAUUUGGUUUUACAGGAUUUCAUCACUUCACGAAGUUUAAGGAACAAAGUGGGCAAAACAACCGUGCACAACUGUUCAUGAAGUUCCUGGAAGCUGUACUCGAAGUUUACGGAAAAGGUGGCAUCCCUGAGAAAGACCUGAAAUAUUCGAACCCAGUGAGUUCAGUUUCAGCCAUCAAACCAAUCAACCUUAGUUCAAGCAGCGAUGACUUACGAGCCCUUGAUGGUAGUUCCAACUUGUCCAACUCACUAACAUCUUUACCAGCUGCCAUUAAAGACAUGUCGAUUCCGAUGCCAUUCAAACGAACUGGUUCUUCGUAUCGACCUCGGAAGAUUUCGCUCAAUACGAAAGUAAAGCGAAACAUGUCGACGAAGGCACCGAGAAGCUCAUCUCUACAAGCAUCAAAAUACUUGUGACAUUAAAAUUUUUUAGGUUCUUAAAAUCGUAAUUCAAGCAGAAAAAAAUCUGAAUAUCAAAUGUGUUAUGGAGUCCUUGCAUCAAGGAUUUUGCUUGACGAAAUACAAUUUCUCUUUGGAUAUACAUAUAUAUUUUUAUAACUGGAAUUUGCUUUGUAAAUUGCUAUAAAUAGAGUAUUUUGUAAUUUGGUGAACGUAUAGUUUUAUUGGUACUUUUGACAAGAAAAUAUAGACGCUGAAUGUAAAUGGUGCUGAUUUUAUAUUCAAUUAAAAGUUAUUGACACUCGCAGGAA